GUAGUAUUGGGUGUCGUGACUGCUAGAGUCAAGACUCCUUCCCCGCACUCAAGCUGCUUCCCCAGCUUUUCGCCUUCGACCUUCUUCCACUUCCCAUCCUAUCAGCUCUUCCAUCUUCUGCUAUCCGUGUGUCACUUAAUUUACUAACUCUGCAACCUGUCACGAUCCGUGGGCAGUAUCCGGCAGCCAUCGUCUGGAUUUACUCUUCUCCGCCUGAUCAUCGCUGACGAACAACUAACUGUUCUCAUUUGAUUCGAGUGUAACUCCUGCAACACCUCCCUUUUUAACCGUUCGGCAAGCCAUCGCGUGUCGACAGCAACCUUACCCCUGUCUUUCGUCUGUGCUUCCCCAUUCUUCCCCUCUCUUAAAUCCCCUCUUGUGUUCUUUUCAUAGCUGUGUCGACUCGUCGUAUCGCUGUUGUCAACUCGGUUCGCUGCUAAACGACUGUUGUGGUUGUCCUGUUUUCGAAAGUUGCCCUUUUUUUUUCUGUUCUGCUAGAAGCAUUUGUCUCAGCAUUUCUUUUUGUCUGCACAGCAUUUAUUUUGUAUACGAUAAACAAGCAUGCUCGCACCACGCAUUUUCCGACCGGUGUCCUCACUGGUCCGGCCUUUGAGCUCCUCUGCUACUGCCUACCGCGCUCCCUCCAUUCGUGACAUCACCCCCACUUCAGCCGAGGAAUUUGCUGCGCGUCAGAAGGAGUUUCGCGAGAAUUUGGAGGUAGCUCGCAAAAAGAAAGAACAGCAAGAGAGUCAGUCUGUCGAUGCCUCUGCUUCUGCCUCUGCCUCAUCAUCCCCUGUGUCCCGUGAUCGCUUCCGUGAGUACGCUACCGCUCCCACUGCUCCGGGUGCGAGCAAUGCGAGCAGUAACUAUAGCCCUGCUGUCUUUGACGCUGCCCAAGUUCUUGAUAAUAAGGCAUUGGGCUCACUUUCUACCCACCGUAUUCUAGGAGAGGAACAUCAGCUAGAAGUCAAUCAAUUGCCUAAGCGCGGUCCCUUGUCUUCGCUCAUCUACGGAACGAAGGAAGGCCAGCAACUCGACAAGGAUAUCGAACGCUCGUUCUCCCAAGUCCUCGCUCGCGGCAAAUACGUCCACUCGAUCGUCUUCCACGAGGUCAAGCCCGAUAGAGUAGACGAAUAUGUUGAUCUGGUAGGGCAGUGGUAUCCCCGCAUGGCCGGCACUGAGGAAAACAAGGUGAAUCUGGUGGGAAGCUGGCGGACGCAAGUGGGGGAUAAUGACACUUUCGUCCAUAUCUGGGAGUACCAACGGUAUGAGGGCUAUCAUGCGUCCCUCCACAACAUCUCCCGCCAUCCGGAGUUUCCUGAAUUUGACCGCAAGCUGAAGAGCUUGAUCAAGAGCAAGAAGACAUCACUGAUGCAGGAAUUCUCGUUCUGGCCAACGACCCCACCCCGACGACUGGGCGGCCUUUUCGAACUCCGAUCCUACACGCUUCACCCCGGUAACCUCUUGGAGUGGGAAUCGCACUGGCGAACGGGCCUCAGGGCUCGGCGCGAAGUCAUGGAGGGAGUCGGUGCCUGGUUCGUUCAAAUUGGUGACUUGAACACUGUGCACCACCUCUGGCAAUUUGCGAACCUCGAAGAACGCAAGAUUUGCCGGGAGCAGUCAUGGGGUAUCGAAGGAUGGGCAGAGACGGUGCACAAGACUGUCCCUCUCAUCCAAAGCAUGCAGAGCCGGAUUCUGAUUCCUAUGCCAUGGAGCCCUGUUGGCUAAGUGCAUUGCACCCCAUAGUCCAGUCGAUUUGCGAUGACAGGUAAGGUCCUCGGGGAACGCCCAGUGCACGCCAAAUACUCUGCCGAAGGAAACCAAGCAUCAAGGUUGUGGAUGGACCGAGAUCAAUGGGGCGCAAAUACACUGCAUGGUUUGGAGAACAGAGUCCGCCGAUCUCUGGGGGAAGAAUGUAACGGUUGCUCCAAGUUUCGGGCAUUAUUUACGGAGUACGGAAAGCUUGGUCGCUCCACUAUCCACUAUCGAAUUUCAACUAAAGCAGCCAUAGGGCUCUUAGUGUAUCCAACCCGCACUAGCAUUAUCGUCAUAUCAUUUCUCUUUGUAUCUAGAAAUUUAUUUG
Molecule: messenger RNA, 2083 nt
Organism: Aspergillus pseudotamarii
Lineage: Eukaryota; Fungi; Ascomycota; Eurotiomycetes; Eurotiales; Aspergillaceae
Product: NIPSNAP family protein
Exons: 2
Coding region: 562-1728 (388 amino acids)
Cellular component (GO): mitochondrion
Source: RefSeq, a predicted model, not a curated record